AUGAAUAAUCAUAAUACCCAUGAAUUGGAACAGUGGUUGCUUGAAGAUUUUCCAUCGGACAUAGAUACUGACAUAGAAAUGUCUGAUGAUGAUGUCGAUAUAGAAAUCACACCUAUCAAACUGGGAGCUUCAAGGGGUUUGGAUAACUCUAUAGUUAUACCUUUUGAAGAAACAGAUUUUCUCAAAAACUCUGCAAAUGUUCAUUCAUGUCAACCUGGUCCAUCGAAUUCAUCACUUGCUAUUCCACUUGAUGAAAUUGAUGAAGAACGUGAUACCAAUUUGGAACCAACACCCAAGAGAAAGAAAAAUCAAAGUUGUUUAAUAAAAAAGAGCAAACAAUCAAACUUGAAGAAAACAAAACCAAAAAAGAAUACAGCUCCUGUAACCGAGGAUGUGACAGAUGAAUACCAUCGCAUUUGGAGAAAAAAGGAAUGUAAAACAGAUGUUCCAAGUUAUAAUAAUUCUGAAGGUCCAGUUGAAGAUUUAUUUCUUGAUACAACUCCUACUAGUGUUUUUUUGACUUUAUUUGAAGGUAUACUUGAUCAUAUUGUAUAUCAAACUAAUUUAUAUGGCACACAAAAAAAUUUAAAUUUAAAUAUAAAGCCAUAUGAAGUUUUGAAUUUUUUGGGAAUUAACUUUUUAAUGGGCUAUCAUCGGCUACCAAGUUGGAAACAUUAUUGGAGUUGUGCACCAGAUUUAUCAGUUCCUUUUGUGGCUGCCACAAUGACAAGAAAUCGUUUUGAUUUGAUUUUGACAAACUUACAUUUAAAUGAUAAUACUCUUAUUCCAAAAGAUAAUAAAGAUAAACUUUACAAACUGAAACCUUUAAUAAAUUAUCUUAAUGAAAAAUUUCAACUAGUAGAAGUACCGUUAAAACAAUAUAAUCCGAUGAAGCCUAUAAAAAGAGGCUAUAAGUUAUGGUGUCUAGCAGACCAAAAAGGUUACAUCAAAAAAUUGCAGGUAUAUCAAGGAAAAGAUGAACAAUUAGAAAAUGAAUUUAAAGAUUGUGGUCUAGGUGAAAGAAUUGAGAACAGUUUAGCAUGUGCAACAAUACGAGCUCAUAGAAAAGGUAUUCCUAUACUUCACGACGACUCAAAAUUAGCAAGAGGAUCUACAGAUUGCAAAAUAACUGACUCUGGAAUUGGAGUUUUUAAGUGGAAAGAUACAAAAUCAGUUUUGUUAGCAUCCAACUACCAUGGCACAGAAAAAACAAGCAAGGAGUGUCAACAGAAAUACCUUGUCCCCAGAUAA
Diuraphis noxia (Russian wheat aphid) is the source of this 1251-nucleotide messenger RNA. Its product is annotated as piggyBac transposable element-derived protein 2-like. Lineage: Eukaryota; Metazoa; Arthropoda; Insecta; Hemiptera; Aphididae. The record is from RefSeq and is a predicted model, not a curated record.